GAUGGGGACGGCAUUACUAAAGCGGAGGCCACGGAUGCUCGCUUUUAAAUAAUCCUUCUUCUAUCUUUUCUCUUCGUUGAUCGUUUUGUUCAUUCCAGAUUCUCCAGGUCGUCUUCGAUUCUCUCGGUCCUCCUCCUCCAAUGGAUCCUUACAGGCACCGACCUUCAAGUGGUUACAACACCCCCUUCUGGACUACGAAUUCUGGUGCUCCAGUGUGGAACAACAACUCCUCGUUGACUGUUGGACCCAGGGGUCCGAUUCUCCUAGAGGAUUAUCAUCUAGUGGAGAAACUUGCUAACUUUGAUAGAGAGCGGAUUCCAGAGCGUGUUGUCCAUGCUAGAGGAGCUAGUGCCAAAGGGUUCUUUGAGGUGACUCAUGAUAUUGCCAAUCUUACUUGUGCCGAUUUCCUCCGAGCCCCUGGAGUUCAGACUCCAGUUAUUGUACGUUUCUCCACUGUUAUCCAUGAGCGUGGCAGCCCUGAAACGCUGAGAGAUCCCCGAGGUUUUGCUGUGAAGUUUUACACCAGGGAGGGAAAUUUUGAUCUUGUGGGCAACAACUUCCCUGUAUUUUUCAUCCGUGAUGGUAUGAAAUUUCCAGACAUGGUACAUGCUCUUAAACCGAAUCCCAAGUCCCACAUUCAGGAGAAUUGGAGGAUCCUUGACUUCUUUUCUCACCAUCCUGAAAGUCUGAACAUGUUUACAUUUCUAUUUGAUGAUAUUGGCAUCCCACAAGAUUACAGGCACAUGGACGGUUCAGGUGUUAACACCUAUACUCUAAUUAACAAGGCAGGGAAAGCACACUAUGUGAAAUUUCACUGGAGGCCUACCUGUGGAGUCAAGUCCUUGCUGGAGGAGGAUGCUAUUCGUGUUGGAGGAAGUAAUCAUAGCCAUGCUACUCAGGACCUCUAUGAUUCAAUUGCAGCUGGCAACUACCCUGAGUGGAAGCUUUUCAUUCAGACCAUUGACCCUGAUCAUGAAGAUAGAUAUGACUUUGACCCUCUAGAUGUAACCAAGACCUGGCCAGAGGAUAUCUUGCCCUUGCAGCCAGUUGGUCGCAUGGUUUUGAAUAAGAACAUCGACAACUUCUUUGCAGAGAAUGAACAGCUGGCCUUUUGUCCUGCCAUUAUAGUUCCUGGAGUCUACUAUUCAGAUGACAAAUUGCUUCAGACCAGGAUCUUCUCCUAUGCUGAUACUCAGAGGCACCGUCUUGGACCAAACUAUCUGCAACUCCCUGCUAAUGCACCUAAGUGUGGUCACCACAACAAUCACCACGAGGGUUUCAUGAACUUUAUGCACCGAGAUGAGGAGGUUAAUUACUUCCCUUCAAGGUUUGAUCCUGCUCGCCAUGCUGAGAGGUAUCCUCACCCACCUGCUGUCUGCACUGGAAAGCGUGAGAGGUGUGUAAUCAACAAGGAGAACAACUUUAAGGAGCCUGGAGAGAGAUACAGAUCUUGGACAUCAGACAGGCAAGAACGAUUCAUCCGCAGAUGGGUAGAUGCUUUGUCCGACACCCGUGUCACCCAUGAGAUCCGCAGCAUCUGGGUUUCUUACUGGUCUCAGGCGGACAGGUCUCUUGGUCAGAAGCUUGCAUCUCAUCUCAACGUGAGGCCAAGCAUUUGAGGAGUGUUCACGUGUCGUUCUUGUUUCUGGUGACAGAGUUGGUAAAUUAUACGGAAAAGGGGGAAGCCAUUUGAGAUGAUCAAUCAGAUGUUCAUCCAUGCCGUUUUAUUCCAUGUUUUGAUAUUUGCAUCUCUUAUGUGACUGUUCAACUUAAAUGUGUCAAUCUAAUAAAGCUAUUGUUUGUGCGUUUCACUCACA
Molecule: messenger RNA, 1817 nt
Organism: Benincasa hispida (wax gourd)
Lineage: Eukaryota; Viridiplantae; Streptophyta; Magnoliopsida; Cucurbitales; Cucurbitaceae
Product: catalase isozyme 1
Biological process (GO): hydrogen peroxide catabolic process; response to hydrogen peroxide
Cellular component (GO): peroxisome; cytoplasm; plasma membrane
Molecular function (GO): heme binding; catalase activity
Source: RefSeq, a predicted model, not a curated record